Paramuricea clavata is the source of this 6250-nucleotide messenger RNA. The record is from the annotation of a GenBank genome assembly. NCBI's taxonomy places the organism in Eukaryota, Metazoa, Cnidaria, Anthozoa, Malacalcyonacea, Plexauridae.
AUGGCUAAAACUUCGCUUUAUCAAGUAUUUGUUCUUGUUUUGCUCUGUUUCACGGCCAAAGCCUGGUGGCCUUUCGAGUCUGGGAAAGUGGCAGACCCGCCAACCGAAGUAAAAAACGAGAACGGCGAGAAAACGGGCGAGUUCUUGCGAAAUAGUCCGGUGCCGUUUGAAAUGUCGGUCGCGGAGCAGAGGUUCUUGGCCGAAGCUCAACGAUACAUGGGCGAUAUGUCCGCUCUAGAUCAAUGCCAUCAAGUGGUAAGUAUAUUGACUGUGUUCCAUUGGAAAACACUUAACAAACGGCGGCUUGUAUCCAAAGAUUAUAUAAGAGCUAAAACACAGAAUAAGCUUUGCUGCAAGCAUACAGAGUGAAACCAAAUCAUUGUCUCUCCCAAAACACAUGUGUCGCGCACCGGACAAAUAGUAGAGACCUUACGAUUUUAGGACGGCAACGCGACGACCACGGCCAAAACAAACUCCUUCAAAUAAAUGGUAGUAAAGAAAAUUCGUCGUACAUUAUCAAUCGUAUGAAUUGAAUACAGUUUUAGAAGUUGAAGACAUGGGUUUUAUGUUUGGGAAGAGUUCUGCUGAACCCAGUUUGAAGUUGCACUUGUUGCGGCUUGAAAUGCAGGCGUUGUAUCAAGACGUGAAAUCUGUGAUUUGGUGUUGUAAGCAGAGCGAGAACAAUGUCUAAAUUAUUCAUAUAUUGUAAUUAUUCAAUUCGACAGCGGACAUACUGAAUAAUAAUACAAAAAUAUAAAUAUGAAUAUAGAGAAACUAUUUACAAAUUAUCAUGUUCUUUUAUCAGCUUUUUUGCCUUUUCACAUUAGCGGAUAAAUUAUUCCAAAGAAAUGCGGCACUGUUGUGACCGAAACGUCUCUUUUUCGACUCAGUUUUAGGCACCAUUUCGUAAAUUGUACGAAAUAGGGCAAUUUGUCAUUUUCGAAAACUAUCCACUUGCAUGGGUGCAGUUAAAUUGUUUCAAUAUUUUAUAUACUUAGACCCCGUUUACGCGGUACCGUACGUACGGAUUUGGGACCGAACUGAAAUUCGUCCUUUUUCGCCUGUUUACACGCGAAUUCAUCCUGUUAGGGGGUCUCAGAUUCGUCCGGUUCCGCGAAAAAGGAUGAAUUUCAGCCAGGUUUCAAAUUCGUCAGGUUCCAUGUAAACGGGGUCCAAGACCAAUUUUAAAUAAUCGCGUCUUUUUUUUAAGACCUCCCAAUUGAGAGUUUCGAAAACGUCCGCUGUCCUCUUAACAUGAGUUGCAACCAAGAUCACUCCUGCUGCCUGGGAUAGAUUUCUUUGUAACUCUUUUUCAGUUGUUUCCCACAGUUUCGUCCUCGAGAAUCAGAUGAGGAACUUCUAAUAUUUUUUCCAUUUUAGAUCAUCACUCGUUUAAGAAAAUCGUGUCACGAGCUUGGCGAGGAAGAAAUUGGCAAGCUAUCUGUGUCGUUGUUUAACUGUCAGUCGAAAGCUGAAGGAAGAGCUUUGUUUUACUGCUCCGAAGAAAUGGUGAGUUUAGAAUAUUCUCCGAACCGAGUUAGCGUUACCAAUUUUCGUCAUUUUGAUAUCUGGCAAAAACAGAACCCAGAUAUUCCACGUUAUUUAGAUAGUUAGACCGCUGUUGUAUUUGAGCAUGAAAAUUUCAAUUAGCAGUUUUCUUCUCUGAAGUUUCGAAAUAAACAGACGUGCAGAAAUACAUAAACUAAAACAUCGGGUUAAAUUUUAACCCAGGAUUAGCGCUAAUCUGGCUUUAACCUAGGUUUAAGUUUAUCGACUUUCAAACAAACAACUCCUAGCUAGGGUUCAUUUUUACCAAACUGCACUACAUUUUUAUUAAACUGAAACGGGAACUGCUUCAGCAAUUUCUAGAUAGUUAGCCUAAGGGCAUGUUUUUCUGUUGUCGUUGUCGUUGUUAAUAUUGUCGUUGAUGUUGUUAUUGUUGUUUUUGCCGUCGUUGUUGAUGAUGUUGAUCUACGUUGUAUGCUUUGUCAAGAAUUUGAUGUUGUGUUUGUGUAUAAAGUAAUUGCGUGAUCUUAUUAUAUGAAUUUAGGAUCUGAUGUAUAAUUAUAGUAAUUAUUUGAUAUGUAUAUAUAUUUUUGUCACUGAAAAGCCCCUUUAGGGGAGUGUCAAUCAAGUCAACCAAUCAAUCAAUCAAUCAAUCAAACUGCAGAUAGCAAGAUGAAAAAUUGAUGACGCUAACAGACUUUUUGUCGCUUUGAAUUUUCCGAGUAUGGCUUGCUUUAAUUGCGCAUGUGUAACUGCUCUUUUAAUCACACUCGUUCAACAUUUUUUCAGAGUCUUCGAGAUUGUACCUCGGGGAUGGACCCCGAUGCAUGGAAUGCAUACCACAUCAUCAGUAACCGAGCCAGAUCUGUUUGUUAUGCAACCAGAAAUCAACAGUUUCGAUUGAAAACUGAGUAUCUUGUGAAUCAACUCGCAGUUACUGCGGAUGGCCAAAUGGACUUUCUUGAGAAGCUUAAGGUAUAGCAACCAAACCUAUUAAAAUUAAAACUUGCUUUUAUUUAAACUGGGUAAACUGUUCUUCUUAGAGGUCCAGUAAGGAUUAUCCCUUAUUGAUCCAGUAUUACUACAGGAGGAAACCUAAACUAAACUAACUUUAUUUAUACUGAAUAGCUCUAUCGGUUCUAAACUGUUCUUCCUAGAGGUCCAGUAAGGAUCAUCUCUUAUUGAUCCAGUGUUACUACAGGAGGAAACCUAAACUGAACUAACUUUAUUUAUACUGGAUAGCUCUAUCAGUUCUAAACUGUUUUUUCUAUAGAGGUCCAUUAAGAAUCAUCUCUUAUUGAUUCAGUGUUACUACAGGAGGAAACCUAAACUAUUUCUAAACUGUUCUUCCUAGAGGUCUAGGAAGGAUCAUCUCUUAUGAUCCAGAGUUUUAUUUUUCUACAGGAGGAAAACUAAACUAACUACGUUAUUUAUACUGGAUAGCUCUAUCUGCAGUUCUAAACUGUUCUUCCUAGUGGUCCAGUAAUGACCAUCUCGGAUUACCAUGUCUGCAUGUAUAUAGGUUAACAAAUAUCAUGAUUUUCCAGAUCGGUCAAGAAAAUUUGAACGGUGUAACGAAAGGGACACUGAAUAGAUUAACAAGCGGUCACAGAGAUCUUAUUAAAGAACAAGUCCGGAUUCGAAACGAGUUUGGAAACGUUAAUAAGGACCUGACGGCGAAAAUGAAUGAAAAUAUGGUAGCUCUGGAUUAUGAAAAAAGAAUUAUUAAGGAAGCUGAACAACAACUUUCUUCCAUGACAGAGGCCAUUGCUACAACGUUAGGUAAGGAGUAAUACGAGCUCACGUGGUUUAUAUCUUAACUACAUGAAAAAGAUUAACCCAUUGUUCGCCAUUGCUCUCCCUUUCGCGACUAAAUAAAAUUCAUUGUGAGUCUGGCAACCGACAACGACGAUGGCACAUAUAUACAAAACGAAAGUACUUAUACUUUUGUAUUCGCGCCAAACAUAAGCGUAUGCGCCUGGGGGGGGGGGACACCCCCCAAAAAUUUUUUACGAUCGGAUAGAAAUCCAUGCGUCAUUCGGGCAAAACAUAAAAAUUUCGGAAAAAUUAUGUUAUGUCCGGAAAAUUUUUGGUAUGUGUGCGAAAAUUACGGGAUAUAAGGUUUACAGGUAUAAACUAUUAUAAGCUGGCCGUUGAGAAAGAUCGUGACUCUAUUUUUACGCCCAUAUGGAAACCAGACUUUAGAAAUCACCCUGGAACAAAAAAGUUAUGAAGAUUAUCUCUGAGAUAGAUUUUUUAAAUGCAAGAAAUGCCACUGUACUUCUAUUGUCUUUAGUUUCAAAACAUUUUGUCAGUCCCUGUGGCAUUUAUAGUUCAUAUUUGGCUGGAGAAAAUCGAGAAGGGAAACGCUCGAGUCAAGUGAGCCCUCUUGGGAAGGUUUGAAGUGUGCUGUGCUGUGCUGUGCUGUGCUGUUAUGUUACUACCUUAAAAAACAAGUGGAAACUCGACGUUUCGGGCGAAGGCCCUUCGUCAAGAGUUAGUCGUGUGCCACUUUUCUUCUGGUAAUUUUUUCGAAAUUCUUUUAUUCGCUCUAGGAAACACGACCGCGGAACUGCGAGAACAAGACGAGAAAAGAAAGGAAGAACAUGCGGCGGUAGUAGAGGAUCUUGAGGAGAUCAAGGCGAAGACUGUGGAUACCUGGGGAUAUAUUGGUAUGUUAAAUAUACAUUUAAAAGACAGCAUGAAACCGCGAAUCAUAAUGAGGAAAGAACAAUCGUUUUCUGUUCUUUCCACGUUGUUCCCGCAUAAUUCAAUAUCAGUGAACUCAAUGUUUUUAACACUAAAAAUGUUAACAAAAUUGGACCUAUUCCCUAAUGAACAAAAUUUUGAUCUAGACAAAUCUAGACAAAAAUUUCAUCACAGUUUGAACAUGGAUAAUAAAAUAAAGUGGAAAAUAUAGCAAAACAACAAAUAUGCCGAGAACUUUGGUAACAUUCGCAAUACGCGUGACGUCACGUUUUUCAACAAGGAUGCAGUCAAUGACGUCAGAAGUUUCCAAUCCAUUUAUUUUAUUAUCCAUGGUUUGAAAGAGCAUCACAAAAUUAGUAAUAUUUCGAAGUUUCGUUGGGAAAUGUUCUAAAAUACGGAUAAUAUUAUACCAUUAUUAUAAUGUAGCCCUGCGAAGUUUGUUUUCAGUCAUUUUGUAUUAUGCGCGGGAAAUUGAUACCUUUUUUCAGAAAGCGGUAUCAAUUUCCCGUGCGUAAUACAAAAUGACUGAAAAACGGCAAACUUCGCAGGGCUAUAUUAUCCGCAUUUGACAACAUUUCGGAAUAUUACUAAUUUUGUGAUGCUCUUUCAAGCUGUGAUGAAGAUUGUCUAGAUCAAAAUUUUGUUCAUUAGGGAAUAGGUCCAUUGAUUUUCCUUGUUAUUUUUUUUCUAUUAAAAGGAUUGUAAUGGGUCUUAAAGGCUGAACUGUGCCUUUAACUGAUAACAAAAUAUGUGGUAGAUUCCUGCUUUACUAUAUAUGCUCAUGAUAACAUUUUUUCACAACAGACGAAAAGACGAGCGCGAUUCGUGAACGCCAAGAUGAAACUUUAGAUCAUCAUGAGAAUAUCAUAGAAAAUUUACACCGAUUGAAUGACACCAUUGGAUUCAUUAUAAAAGUAAGUAGACGAAAUUCUGUUCUACAAAAUGGCUGGUAUUCGUAUUCAUAUACCUGGAAAUCUGAAUCCAUGCAAGUUUUUUGCUUGAGUAAUUUUGUUUUAUUUUUUUGUUCAAUUUACGUGGGCGUGUCAACAAGUUGUGACAAUGCUGUUAAUUUGUCAAGCUGCUACAAGAUUGUCACUCGCUUGUUGACAAAUUGUUGAAUUGCACGAUAACAAGUUGUUGGAAAAACUUGUAACACAAGUCUGUUGAGUUCAACAAUUUUGUGGCAAGUUGUCAACAAGCCGUUAACAACUUGUCAACAAGCUGGGAACAAGCAGUGCGAACACAUUCUGUUGACAACGCACAAGUUGUUACAGGUCUGCAAACAAGUUGUUACAAAUCUGCUCGCAAGUUGUCGACAAGUUGUCUUCGCACUACUUGUUCCCAGUUGUUGUAACAAGUUUGGGACAAGCUGUUAACAACUUGUAACAAGCUUGAUAACAUUAUCAGACUUGUCAUAAGGUUGUUCUAACAAGUUUGAUACAGAUAUACAACAAGAAUGUUACAAGGUUGACGAUACAAGGUUGUAACAAUAUUGUUAUAUCACGGCUGUAUCGGACUUGUUGGAACAACCUUGCAACACGUCUGAUAACAUGUUACAAACUUGUUGACAACUUGGGACAAGCAGUGCGAACACAACUUGUUGACGGCUUGUUGGCAGACGUGCUACAAGAUGUGAGACUUUUGCGUGUGUGCAAGUCCUCUGCAGGUUUGUUACAACUUGUGCGUUUCUAAGUGUGUGGGUGGUACAGUAUUUAAAAAGCCUUUCUAAUCCUCAAUUCUUACCCAGUCUAUUAAAGAUUUUGAAGCAAGAUUCGACGUCCGCCUAUCCUGGUUGGCCAGUCAGUUCGGGGGCGCUGAGAACCGGCUUGGUUGCCUAACCACGUGUUUCGGUCAUUUUCUGUUCUUCGUCGCCAUGACGAUGUUCGUGCUGUUCAUCAAUGGUCCUACUAUAUCCCGCGUGUUCACUCUUAUCCUCGUACCAUUCAACGCUUGGGUUGAAAUCAAGCUCAUGGCGGGAAUGUCGUAUAUGACGAUGACCAUGCUGAUAUUAGCUGUCGUCAUUGGUGAGUGCUAA